This is a messenger RNA of Pelobates fuscus (common spadefoot toad), 1210 nucleotides long. It is a transcript of the gene LIPT1, whose product is annotated as lipoyltransferase 1. NCBI's taxonomy places the organism in Eukaryota, Metazoa, Chordata, Amphibia, Anura, Pelobatidae. Gene Ontology annotation, molecular function: lipoyltransferase activity. The record is from RefSeq and is a predicted model, not a curated record. Bases 72 to 1190 code for a protein of 372 amino acids. Gene Ontology annotation, cellular component: cytoplasm; mitochondrion. The transcript has 2 exons. Gene Ontology annotation, biological process: protein lipoylation.
GGAAUAUGAUGUCAUCGCGCUAUACAAGUAGACCGGCUUCCGAGCACGAGUAAUAAACAAGACAGCCCAAAAUGUUGGUUCACUACAAGAUAAGAAGUGUACGCCUAAUGUCUGUAUGUCGGUUGGCAGCAGCAACAUUUGGAAGCUCUACAAAACAAGGUGUUAUCCUGCACUCUCUCUCUAAUAAUGUUUACGAAAACCUAGCUGUGGAAGACUGGAUACAUGAUCACAUGAACUUAGAGGAGAAGAAUGUAUUAUUUUUGUGGAGAAAUUCACCUUCUGUGGUUAUUGGCAGGCACCAGAAUCCCUGGAAAGAAUGCAAUCUCCAUCUAAUGAGAAAAGAAGGAAUCUGCUUGGCAAGGAGAAGGAGUGGUGGUGGGACAGUUUAUCAUGACCUCGGAAACAUAAAUUUAACAUUCUUCACAACAAGGAAAAAGUAUGAUAGAGUAGAGAAUCUCAACUUGGUUAUUAGGGCUCUUAAAUCCUUGCAACCUCUUUUGAAUGUACAAGCAACACCUAGGUAUGACCUAUUUUUAGAUGAAAAAUUUAAAAUUUCUGGUACUGCAGCAAAGCUUGGAAGGAAUGUUGCUUAUCAUCACUGUACACUCUUAUGUAGCGCAAAUAGCUCUCUGCUGCCAUUUGUUCUACAAAGCCCUUACCGAGGUAUAGAGAGUAAUGCUACAGCAAGUGUGCCAUCACUUGUCAGAAACCUAUCUCAGGCAGACUCUACUUUGACCUGUGAAGCUGUGAUGGAAGCUGUGUCUUCAGAGUAUUCUGCUCUUUAUGACAAUAAACCCAGUGUUCAGCAUAUAGAUCCAAGCAAUGAAACAUUAUUUUCUGGUAUAUCUCAGAAGAAGAGAGAGCUAUCCACUUGGGAAUGGAUUUAUGGAAAAACACCAAAAUUUGGACUUGCAACCUCUUUUCAGAUUAUGUACAAGCAGUCCUUUCUGAAUGUCAAUCUAACAAUGGAAAUAAAAAAUGGUUACAUAGAGACUUGCUUCAUAGAGUUUCCUGAUUUUUGGCUUCCAGAAGAAUUGUCUGAUGAACUUCAAAAUGGUUUAGUGGGCAGUAAGUUUUGCCCCAAAGAAACUGCAUUUCUGUUAAGUACUUUACUAAGAACAUGUUCUCAAGAUGAGGACGUUUCCACAAAAUGGAACUUGUUGUGUGAAAAAAUUAUGUCAAUAAUGUGACAAUAUAUAUAUGUGUGAGA